This is a messenger RNA of Dicentrarchus labrax (European seabass), 5179 nucleotides long. RefSeq names its product small ArfGAP2 (gene smap2). The record is from RefSeq and is a predicted model, not a curated record. Gene Ontology annotation, biological process: regulation of clathrin-dependent endocytosis. Gene Ontology annotation, molecular function: GTPase activator activity. The coding region runs from base 324 to 1946 and encodes 540 amino acids. NCBI's taxonomy places the organism in Eukaryota, Metazoa, Chordata, Actinopteri, Moronidae. The transcript is spliced from 9 exons.
GAGCUGGAGGUCUCGGUACCAGUCAUGUGGGAGGUUACAGAUGCGCUUUAAAGUCUACAUUACAAUACAUUUUCAUCAUCGCUAUCACAUGGUGUUUCCCUUCCACGUUACGUUGUGAUUAGGGUAUUUGCUGGUUGGCUGUCAAAGGCAAUCAUCCCACCGUUGGGGCAACAAACUGGCUGUGCUUUAACAUCGAGGAGGAAGAGGAACGGAGCGCAGCGGCUCUGCACACACCGCUUUGAUUUGGCUCAGAGAAAUAAGAGGCUGUUUGACUGUAGCCGGCACGGACCGUAGGGGCUGUGUGGAGGAGGUGGACCAGUGCAAUGAUGACGGGGAAAUCUGUGAAAGACGUUGACAGAUACCAGGCUGUCCUCAACUCUUUGCUGGCGCUGGAGGAGAAUAAAUUCUGCGCUGACUGCGAAUCAAAAGGUCCAAGAUGGGCAUCCUGGAAUUUGGGCAUCUUCAUCUGUAUCCGCUGUGCUGGUAUCCAUCGGAACCUGGGGGUCCACAUCUCCAAAGUCAAGUCUGUCAAUCUGGACCAGUGGACGCAGGAGCAGGUCCAGUGCGUUCAGGAGAUGGGAAAUGCAAAAGCCAAACGUCUCUACGAGGCUUUCUUACCUGAGUGCUUCCAGCGCCCCGAGACAGACCAGUCUGCAGAGAUCUUCAUCAGGGACAAGUAUGAUAAGAAGAAGUACAUUGAUAAGGUCAUUGACAUCCAGAUGCUCAGGAAAGAGAAGAGCUGUGACAAUAUACCCAAAGAACCAGUUGUGUUUGAGAAGAUGAAAUUGAAAAAAGACAUCAGCCCAAAGACAGUUUCCCAGUCUGUUACAGACCUGCUUGGAUUAGAUGCUCCUGCUCCAAGUCCUGCAGUGUCUAAUGGUGGAGGAUGUGUUCCAGACAGUAAUGAGAGCCCAGCAGUGUCUAAUCCAGCUCUGGCACACUCUGCACUGGAUCUCUUCAGCUCCCUGCCAGCACCCUCCUCUGCUUCCUCCACUAAAACCACGCCUGUUUCCAGCUCCAUGCCCCAGAGCAGAGUGACAGCCUCGGUGCCUGAAAACCUCAGUCUGUUCCUAGAUCCGGCACCCAAAGCAGAGGAAGGCACUGUCAAGAAACUUUCCAAGGAUUCUAUUCUCUCCCUGUACGCCUCCACCCCCUCAGUGCACGCAAGCGCUAUGGCUGCUCACGCAGGCUUGUACAUGAACCAAAUGGGAUACCCGACACACCCGUAUGGUUCGUACCAUUCUUUGGCCCAGGCAGGGGGAAUGGGAGGCGCCAUGAUGACAUCACAGAUGGCCAUGAUGGCACAGCAACCAAGCGGCAUGAUUGGAGUUCAACAGAACGGCAUGAUGGGACAGCAGAAUGGCUUAAUGGGUGCCCAGGGUGUCAUGCCUCAGCCUAGUGGUGUUAUGGCGUCAUCCUACAUGACAGGGAUGACCCAGGGCAUGAUGGGACAGCAGCAGAGUGGGAUGAUGGUCCAGCAGCAGAGUGGGAUGAUGGGACAGCAGCAGAGUGGGAUGAUGGUCCAGCAGCAGAGUGGGAUGAUGGGACAGCAGCAGAGUGGGAUGAUGGUCCAGCAGCAGAGUGGGAUGAUGGGACAGCAGCAGAAUGGCAUUAUGGGACAGCAGCAGAGCGGGAUGAUGGGACAGCAGCAGAGCGGGAUGAUGGGACAGCAGCAGAGUGGGAUGAUGGGACAGCAGCAGAGUGGGAUGAUGGGACAGCAGCAGAAUGGCAUUAUGGGACAGCAGCAGGUUGGAGGUCUACCUCAUCAGCAGGUGUAUGGAGCUCAACAUGCCCAGCAGCUACAGUGGAACAUUACCCAGAUGACUCAGCAUAUGGCCGGCGUGAAUCUCUAUAACACUAACGGCAUGAUGGGAUACAGCAGUCAACACAUGGGAGGCUCGACAACUCCAAGCUCAGCGCACAUGACCGCACAUGUUUGGAAAUGAUCUCAUCUAUCCGAGAAGUGAUGCAACGCCACUAACCCACAAAAGAGAGGGGGACUGAGAACCUGUGGAUCAGACUCUCCGUGAGACUUUUUCUAAUGCAAGGGAGGAGGAGGAGGAGGAGGAAGAGGAGGAGGAGACAGGUGUGAAGAAGUAUAUGGUUCAGGAAACCACUACUACCUCUCUUUCUCUCUCCUCUCUGCCCAUUCUUCCUCUUCUCGUCUUAUCCAUGGCCAUGUUUUGCAUAUCUCCAUGCUUGCCUUCAGAACAUUUUCGUACGACGACCAAGACAACAGGGUUCACUGGUUAGGAUCUUUCUUCGCACCUAGCCUGUAUGUGAGAGUGUGUGCGCGCACAUCUGCUGUCUGUGGGUGUCAACUAACUGCUUGAUUUAAAAGAUUAGUUUGGUUUUUACAGUUUUUCUUACUUGAUCAGAAUCUGAAUCAAAAUGCAAAGGUUAGCAUAGCUUAACUCAAUUGGUUGUUGUGCUUGACUGCUGCAAUGUAUUUUAAUGAGACGUAUUUCCCCUAAGAGGAGGGAAACGGGUUGUUGCAAGACUAAGGGUUUAAUAUUUUAUAACUUGUUAAAGGGUUUACAUUUUGGAAUAUUUUCUUUUUUUUUGCCAAGAGUUAAAUGAGAAGAUUGACACCACUAUUAUGUCUGUACAGCAAAUACGAACCUACCGCCCGAAACAGGGAAACAACUAGCCUAGAUCUGUCCAAAGGUAACAAAAUCCACCUACCAGAACCUCUAAACCGCUUAUUAAUACCGUGGGGCCUAUAUCUUGUUAAUUUAAUUUGAGCAUUAGAGGUGCUGGUAGGCAGAUUUUGUUACCUUUGGACGGAGCCAGGCUAGCUGUCUCACUGUGUUUCCAGUCUUUGUGCUAAGCUAACCGGCUGCUGGCAGGGACUUCAUAUGUACCGUACAGACUACAGUGGUAUCGAUCUUCUCAUUUAACGCUUAGAAAGAAAGUGAAUAUAAACCUUUUAACCCAGCAUCAACAAUGUCCCCUAACAAGUCACAACAGAAUCCAAUAAAUUAGUUUGAUUUUAGCUGCAACCAUAUUUGUCAAGUGGCCAUUACAAAUGUUUUUCAGCUAGUUUUCAAGCGCACAGUGGUUAAGAGUUUUAUACCAGAAAUUUUCUAGGUAAAGUUUAAUUUUAGAAUAGCUUUACCCUUAUUUUGAGAAGAAAGUCAAGCUAGGUUACGCUAGCCUCUUAAUACAUAACACAUUCAAACUGAAAGUAGAGAGGAAAGGCAUUAAUGAAUUUAUCUUACUCUGUUAGUAGAGAAAAUUGUAAAAUCUUACAAAAACAGAUAUAUCCUUUCUAAAUACUUAUCUUACCCGUACAAUAAUAUUAAAAUGUAAGAAAUCCCUUUAUAUAAGUUCUUAGAUCAUUACUGUCUCACAAGUUAGAGCAGCUACUAAACCUAAACAGCCCUUCAUUAUGAUGUCUUCUACUCAAUUUAAAGAGGGCUUCUUUAAGAACCAACAUCUAAACUGGAUUUUGGGAGACCAAAGAUCAACGCUAGCUUUAUUAAGGUUGUACAGUAUUCCAAUGCUUUGUCUGUAUAGCCACUCAACUAGUGAUUAGAGAAUUCAAUUCAGCAGUCCUUUAACAGUAUGUUUGGUCGUACCUGCUCUCAACACAAUGAAUGUUUGGGAAUAUCAGUUCACUGUGCUAUUUCCUCAGCAAGGGUGGGACACUUAAAAGGUCACUUGCAUGCAAUGUCAUCCUGUAAAUGUUGAGUUAACGCUCACACACCUCAAGUUAAUCUACCUUGUACAAUAGAGGCCUCAAAUAAUGUUGAAUGUCCGCAAAUAACAGAGGAAGUAGAGAGAGAGAGAGGUGGGGACAGAGAAAACAUUAAGGUACAGAUGAGUCAUGUUUCAGAUUCUUCCACUGAAUUGCAUGAGGUGAAUGUUUUUUUCUAGCUCUGAUUGUACGUACUGUAUGUUUAUUAAGAUAUCCGAAUGUGUAUCUCUGAAUGUUUCCGUCUACACCGUCGACCAGUCUCUGACCAAGACCUACAAAAAAAAAUCUCAAUGAAUGUGUGUCCUGAAUGUGUUUCACGAUUGUACCGGACUUGAUUAGAAUACACACACCCGAGUACUGCUGGGGUGUGAUUGUUUUUUGAUAUUCUAUGACUCUGUCAAGCAAUGUACACUUGCGUCUUUUGAAUGUUCCGUCAACAGCGUCCUGUCUGUUUUUUGGUGACUUGUUUUAAAUUCAACCAAGUUUUUAAUGUUACCGUUCAGUUAGGAGCAAACUGUGACCAGGCUUACUCUGGGGGCGUUUACAAUUUGGCCAAACUACAUUGUGAAGCUAAAAGCGAUUGUACGACCACAAUCUGUCACUUCUUAAUGUUUUCGUCGACCGCUUCAAUUCCUCUUCCACACAAGCCCACGCGAACCAUCUCUGCGUCCUGAUUUCUCUGAAAGUGUUUCUAAAUAUGUCCAUUCUUAUAAAUGCAUGGAGCCAUUAGUGUAAAUAUUUCCAGUCUUUCCAUUUUUUUUUUUUUUUGUAGAAGCACUUCGGUGUUAAGUUGCCAUUAUAAUUGUGAGGGUUGAAAGAGGAAUAAAUUAACAUACUCUGGCAUAAUAGUAUUCGUAUUAAGUGCUGCCAAUAAACAGGCAGCGCAGCCUUCACGACUCAGAAACUCGUCUACUCCUUCCAGGUCUUUCUGUCAAUUUUGGCUCAUUUUUGUGGCAGCGGAAGCAACAGUGUGACAGCAGCAGUCACCUUCUCUGCUGAGAGCAAUAUCACCAUCAGACAAUGUGUCGUCUCUGUACUGUAACGGCAGAUCUGUCAGCUAGCGAAGGGAAGUUUCUGGAAAAAGCAGUAACAAUCCAUCUGUGUGGGCGAUAAAGGCUUCACAUGGGCUUUUUCAUUUGUGAUUAUCUUUAAAUUUAGGUUGCUUGUAAUCUGUUCCUUUUUUGUCUGGUAUAUUUUCUGUGAAAUAAGAGCAAAUGAAGGAAUGUAUCUUUUUAUGUACUUGUCGAUCAAGAUAUUGUGUACCUUAUUCUUUAUCAGAAUAUCUCUGUAUAUUAUGUUUCUUAAACAAUAUUGAUGAACAUGUAUUGUAUAUUAGUUCUGCAUUUUUUUCACAUGCUUUGGCCCUUUUGAGUUCGUGUUCACACAAGUUAGUCACUUAAAUUUGAGAAUAUGUAUGUAACAUACAAUACCUGUCUCUGUGAAAAUAUACAAAAUAAAUAUUGUUUGGAUUAAAUUCUA